AUGGAUCUCUUUGAUGUAAGAAGUAACGAGAACAAUUACAAGAGUAAACCAUCGCAGUUUAGCAGCGUCUCCGGUGGGGCAGAGAAACGGUUGCAGCUGAACAUAAAAAACAAGAAAAGCAACAGGCUGACUGCAUUUGAUACCAUUAGAGAUUUACCUAGAUGCAAGAGCCUAUUACCGGCAACUUCAGACACUAAACUGAAGGAACAUAAGAGACUGCAAAUGGAGAAAUGGAAAGCGGAGAAAGAAGAGAAAAAGAAACAGCUACUUUCUCAGAAAAAGAAACCAUUCAUAACUGGCGUGGUCAGAGCACCAUUGAAGUUUGAACCCCCUCCUCCCCCGAAACCAAGCACCUCCGGAAGAGUUACACGUUCUCAAGCAUGCAACACCAUUUCUAAACCAAAAAGCCCAAAACAGAGUAGAGCUCAAUCGUUUGCACCUAAAAGAGCAACAUUUAAAGCACCACACAUAAAAACCUUAGAUAAACUUCCUAUUUUAUCACAACCUACAAAAAAUAAAAACAAGGAAAAAACAACAAUCACUUUUGAUCCUUUAGCACCUAAUGCCACGGCGAAACAGACUACAUCAAAGACUCUAACUAGACAGAUAAAUACUGACUUUAAAAAUACAGGUAAAUCUCUAGUUGAGACUGGAAGCAUGCAAGCAGAGAGACAAGAAAUAAACAUGGUAACCAAAAAUACUUCUAAACCAUCCAGUUUCACUAAAAACCCACAUAGCAGUUCUUCUGGAAGUGACAUCCAGAUUUCAAAAGUAAUUAAAAGGGCUAUGAAUACUGGUCAAAAUAAGGCUCCGAAUUCUCCCAUUGAUUUGAUUCCAGAACAAAUUCAAAUUGCGAAGAUCAGUCCUUGGGUUACCCUACCCAGAAGAAAGGAUAAAGUAAGGAAGGCGGCAAAGUGGGAAAUGCAAGAAGGCCUCCUUGAAGCCGACGCGAGUGAUAUGGAGAAUAUAAAUUAUUUUCGUCACCAGCUGUCGUCUGAGAUUAAAUACAUCACUGAGAUGUGCAACACCUGGGAAGCCAUUUCCAAAAAUACUGUGCUACCUGAGUCUGUGCAGGACGCAAUAUUAGCCGCCGUGGGGCAUGCCCGCCUGCUAAUGUCGUCGAAGAUGGCGCAGUUCGCGUCCCUGGUGGAAAGCUGCGCGUCGCCCCAGCCCGGCUGCGCGCUGGUCACACCCGCAGACCUGCACGGCUUCUGGGAAAUGGUGUUCAAGCAGGUGGACAAUGUAAAGAUGCGGUUCAAGAAGUUGGAAGAGCUGCACUCGUGUGACAGGGACGAGGAGAAGCCGCAGGUGCAGACCAAGAAGGCCCGUGGCAAGCCUGCUGUCGCUGCGACCUUCGCAGCGACCGCUUCGAGUAGUUUGAAAGACAUAAUAGCUGCGAAACGCAAGGCCUUGAAGCGGCAGGAACCGGAGCCGCAGCCGCAGGCUAACGAAGACAAGACGUUCGUCAGAGGCUUCUUCACGGUAAACUCUCCCGUGCGCUUUUCGCGAACGCCCGCCUCCAGCCUGCUCGGGAGCGUGCUGGAUAGCGAGGCCAGCAAGUCCGUCUCCAAGAACCCUACAAACACCUUUGCCAUGCUGCGCGCCUCCAUCUCCGGCAAGAACUUCGACUUGCCUCUACAGCAAACACCCCAAAUGAAACCCAUAAACGUCAACGCCACCCCCGGUCGGAGCGUACUCAAAUCAACAAAAACAAAGUCAGGAAAGAAAUCCAUUAAAUUGUUUUUCAACGAUUCCAAUCACGAAGCGAGCGAAUCGUUCACUAGUUGCGAUAAAUCCAAAACAUCAUACGAAGGUGUCGAAGAAAUUGAAAAUAUCAACAGUGUCAUGUCGCAUAUGGACUUUGACAACAAAGAAAACUCACGAAGCGGUAUUAAAUAUAAACGUUUAGUACGUCAGGAUGCCGUUGAAGAGUGUGAUGACUAGAAGUCAGCGCAAGAGUCUAAAUACGCCAAUUCAUAAUGAAGAAUCAAGGACUCCGUCACGUAUGAAUAAAGAUGAAGCUACUCACUUAGAUGUGAGUGAGUGUGUGCGUGUGUGACGGAGUUUCAGAUAUGAACUCUUAGCAUUUCCUCAACAUCCUCGUAGUAUAGUGUAUUGAGCUAGUUUGGCACUUUCUGUUUCACUUCCGAAACUGAACGUCUCUUGAGACUCAACUCACACUGGCCCAGAGUGGAAGUGUCGUGUCGACGCGUGACGACAUCGACAGUCGCUUUAGUGCGCCCGGAACAGUGUGGUCGGCGUCUGACGCCUCACAGUGCUCAAGUAACGCGUGGCGACGCGGCACAAAUUUGUACCUUAAUGAUGGGAAAAUAGAGAUGAAUAUGCUAUAGGCGAAAAACAUGACGCCUCGUGACGCUUCGACUGUGCGUCAGUGUGAGUUGAGCCUUAAGGAUACUAUGGCGUUUCGUUCACAUUCAUAUUUAUUGUAUUGCCACAUGGUUGUCUUAGAGCCCGUUCCCACUUAUCGGCUGUCGGUCCCAGAUUUUUAUCGGAUGUUCUAGUGGUAGAGCAUUUUAUAUGAAGUUAAUCACACUUGUCUAAAACCGAUUUUGUGUCGGCGUCGACAAGAAAUGUCGGGUGUUUUGCCAGCUCUCUACGCCCGCAAAAAAAUCGUGUCCAUUCUCGCUCGCCUUUAAGAACGUAUGACGAUGUUCACAUUUGUCGGAUGUUGGGGCCGACAACCCGCUCCCCGCUACCCCUUGUUUUUUACCCUCAGGAUUGAGUGCAUCCAAUAUUUUCUUUCCUUAGCUGUCUUUAUUCGUUUUUUUCUUAAAUAAUAAUACAUCACAACAAGAACUUCGUCGGCGUCUAUCGCGCACAGUCUCACGUACAGUGUUAAAAAUUGACACCACCUUCGACCGUGGUCGACAACUGAUUAGUAUGAAUUGUGAACAGAGGUGAUUAAAAUUCGGUCACGACAGCCGACUCGUUGGAA
This is a messenger RNA of Hyposmocoma kahamanoa, 2956 nucleotides long. Its product is annotated as guanylate kinase-associated protein mars-like. The record is from RefSeq and is a predicted model, not a curated record. The transcript has 9 exons. Bases 1 to 1944 code for a protein of 647 amino acids. Gene Ontology annotation, biological process: signaling. NCBI's taxonomy places the organism in Eukaryota, Metazoa, Arthropoda, Insecta, Lepidoptera, Cosmopterigidae.